Molecule: messenger RNA, 1296 nt
Organism: Oikopleura dioica
Lineage: Eukaryota; Metazoa; Chordata; Appendicularia; Copelata; Oikopleuridae
Source: the annotation of a GenBank genome assembly
AUGCAGCAACCGAAUUUCAUAAUAAAUUUUGAGAAAAUCAAGAAAGAGCAAAUAGAGAAUCCAAGAAGACAUCAUCUGAAAAUAAAAGAACGACAUCUUCAAAUCGAUUCUUCCAGAGGAAAUCUUCACAGUUGAGCUAAUCCUCUUAACAUGGAUACAAUCGGUCUCACUGCGAUUCCGCGUCCGAUUCCGACAGUCGGCCUUCCGAAAAUUCCAACAACAAUUUCCGCCGUCACCACUUCUUCCACAAAUUCAAAUACAAAACUCAAUUCCCAGCCUCACAAGACGUUGCCUCCGAAGCGAUGCCUCAGUCCUCCAAGACAUUCGCCGCCAGACCCAAAUAAACCAGUCAUAAAUCCAAUCACCAACCGAAAAUCAUAUGAUCACAUCACCGACCGAGAGCUUCGAAAAAAGCUAAAAAACCGCGAAUCGGCGCAGGCCGCACGUGAUCGAAAGAAAGCAAAAAUGAUGGCCCUUGAAAGGCAACUCGGAGACAUGGCCGAAAGAAACAAAUUCUUGGAAAACGAAAAUCGCGACUUGAAAGGAAGACUUCAGAGAGUUGAAGCCGAGGCUUUCUGGAGGCUCGUAAAACAGCCUGGCGAAGGAAAUAUGGAAGGCAACCCCAUGAUGCCCAAUGGAAUGCAUCCAAACAUGCACGCAAACAUGCAUGUCGAAGGCCAGCAGAUUCCGCCAGAGCUCCACCAACUCCACCAGCGACAGAUGCAGCUUCUUUUCGAAAACGGUGCUGCUUUCAACCAAGCUGCGAUGCAGCAGGGACAGAGUCAGCAAAUGCCAAUCAACAAUCAGCAGCAACCGCAGAAGAACCAGCAAAGUCAGCGACCAGAGACUCCAAGCAUUUCUGACAUCGAUUCUACCGACUCCAAUCCUUUCGCUUCUCUUCGCUUGCCCAAGGGAGAGCCUCUUGACGAAGACCAGCUCGCUGAAUUAGCUUCAGGACGCGCUAGCGAUCUCUUGGCCCUGACUGCUAGACGAUUCAGCCUCAGUUCCGCCUCAUCUGAGCUCGCUGCGUCCGUAAAUCCAGAACACCUGGAUGACUGGAUCUUGCGAAACUUUAAAGGCGAAGGCUCACCUCUUUCAAAUAAGGCAGCCUCGACUGGCUACUCGUCUGGUUCCUGUGACUCUCCCGAUCAUUCUGGUGAGCCCGCUUCGCCCGAAUUCGCCGGUGCCUGGGCCGCGACUUCCGGCUCCAAUCGAACCAGCUCAUCUGACUCGGGCUGCAUCGUCAAUGAAAACUGCUUCAGCCAAAAACUCCCCCCAUUCAAGCUCGAGAAAUGA